GUGUAUAAGCAUUGAGGAGAAAGUUACUAGAUCAUACGUAGAACCAGGACAUGAGAACUCUGAGUUUUUCUGGUGGAGUGAUCUUCUUUUUCCCUUCAAUGGGUGUUGGGGGCCUUGGGGGCCUUGGGGGUGGACCUGGUGAUUGAUUUUUCAUCUUUGGUCAUAUGAGGUGAAAAUCAUGUUUGGGCAUCAUGCCAACUUAUGAUGAGUCCAUCAGUCCAUUUCUCUUAAUGUUUGGGGCAUUGUCUGCAUGCAUUGCUGAUGUAUAGGAGCUUCAAGCUCCUGGUUGAUAUAUCUGAACUAUAGAAAACCAAUUUUUCCCACUGCAGAUAUUCCUUUUCAUGUUCCUAAGCUGAGUUGUAAUACUUCAUUCUGCAGCACUCUUUCUAUUUUUCCAGAAUGUUCGUAAAUUGAUUUGUUCGACAACACCUACUAAUGAUACAUGAUACUUCCUUGCCAAGGCAACUCCAGGUUGCAGAUUCAGCAUUUUAGGAUUGUUCAGUCAUCAAGUCUAUAAUGACAAGUGCUCUUCUAGGAUUUAACAUGAUGCUCUAUUUGUAAUGGAUGUAUUUGUAUGGAAGAGAAAUGUUCUUUUGUAGAUAUGGAUAUGCUAAUAUCCUUGCUAGGUGGUCAAUUUGGGUGGAUGUAACCAAAGCCUAACCCAUCUUGGUAAAUCCUAUCUGCGUCAUAAUUGCCUUUAA
Messenger RNA from Rubroshorea leprosula, 701 nucleotides. The record is from the annotation of a GenBank genome assembly. NCBI's taxonomy places the organism in Eukaryota, Viridiplantae, Streptophyta, Magnoliopsida, Malvales, Dipterocarpaceae.